Messenger RNA from Dracunculus medinensis (Guinea worm), 885 nucleotides. The record is from the annotation of a GenBank genome assembly. Lineage: Eukaryota; Metazoa; Nematoda; Chromadorea; Rhabditida; Dracunculidae.
AUGAGGAUCCAAUCCCUGAAUAUGACAAAAAAUCAAGAACCAGUAAAGAGUAAGUCAAAACCAUUUUCACGAUUUAUCCCUAAUGAAACUUCAGCAUUAUCGGUGUCAAUUCCCAAAUCAAAGGCGAAAGGGAUUAAAACAAAAAGACCCUGCACAUUUUGUAAUAAAGAUCAUUGGGAUAAUGAGUGUCAGGUUUACUCAACAGUAAAACAAAGGACGAAACGUUUGAAGGAAUUAAAGGCCUGUUUGAACUGUUUUGAUAAUAGUCACAAGACGACGGAUUGUAAAAGCAGAAAACGUUCCUGUUUUUACUGCAAAGGCCCUCACAACACAGCACUAUGCGAAGAGAAAUAUCAAGGGCAUGACGAAUCAAAUAAAAAAGAAUCCAAGUCCGUGAACGUCAAUAUUACAAACAAAAACCAAAUGGAUCAAAGGGAAAAAGAAGAGAUUCGAAGCGAAGCUAUAGUACUCUUCGAUACUGGUGCGCAAACAUCGUUUGUAUCAAAAAAAUUGGCGCAAAAAUUGAAAUUAGAGGUUGAUGAAAGUGGAGUCAUGAGGAUUGCCUCAUUCAGCAACAAAUACUCAACUUCAUCUCCGUACUAUACAACGGUUAUUGGAGUAAAAACCACUGACUCCCAGACCAUAUCCCUCAAAGUGAAGGUGAUAGAAUAUUUAACCAACUCACUGCCGGUAAUUCCAUUAGACCAACUGGACAUACCAAGUAUCUCGAAUGAAUCAAAUUCAAUUAGACAGAAAUGCGUAGAACGCCCCGAUAUACUUAUCGGAGCUGACUACUUCUCUCAGUUCAUCCCAUUUAAACAAUACCAAGUUAUACCAAGAUCAGGAUUUUUCUUGAUAAAUACUAAGGGACAGAGGAUGCUCUGA